Molecule: messenger RNA, 1686 nt
Organism: Rotaria sp. Silwood2
Lineage: Eukaryota; Metazoa; Rotifera; Eurotatoria; Philodinida; Philodinidae
Source: the annotation of a GenBank genome assembly
AUGCUAACUAGUAUUCUUGUCGCUUUGUUGCUCAUUUUAAUCAUUUCUUAUGGUUGGCGCAUUCAUCGAGCGUACAGCUUCUUCACUCAUCUUGGAAUUCCUGGACCACCACCACGAUUUGUUUUCGGUAACUUCUUGGAUAUUCUCAAAAGCAAACGCUUUUCUUUAUUGAUUCAACAAUGGACCGAGAAGUAUGGGCGUAUAUUUGGCUAUUUUGAAGGGCAUACACCUAUUCUUGUCAUUGCUGAUCCAGACAUUUUACAAGAUGUAUUCAUCAAAUCGUUCUUUAAAUUUCAUUCGCGUCGCGAUUAUUCAUUUGAUGACCCUAAAUCAAAAAACAUUCAUCUGUUUACUGCCACUAAUCUUCGUUGGAAAAGGCAAAGAUUUGUCAUUAACCCAACAUUUUCAUCGUCAAAACUCAAACAAAUGCCCCCGUUGAUCAAUCGAACUGUCGACAGUCUCAUGGAAAAAUUGACUGAACAACAUCGACACGGCCAAUCAUUUGACAUCUUUAGUUUUUUCAAACGUUUUACAAUGGAUACAAUUUGGUCAUGUGGUUUCGGUAUGGAAACAGACAUGCAGAAUAACCCAAACAGUCCAUACCUUAUCCAGUCACAACGAGUAAUGAGCAAGGAAAAUUGUGUAUCCAAACUGUUAAUUGUGUCUCUUUUCAUACCUGAGCUUAAAUGGCUCUGGAUGAAGUUUCAUCAAUGUGAUUCUGCCAUUCGAUAUUGGCUUCAUCAUUAUCUACCCAUAACUCGAAGAUUUAUAAGUGAUGAUCCACAAAUGUGGAUUAGAAAACAGGCAGAACAAUUGAUCAAACAACGCAUCGAAUUAGGCAGCACAAAUCGAAUGGAUCUGUUGCAAUUUAUGCUUGGAUCAGCUUCCAAGGAUGAUUUCAUUGAAGAUCAAACAGCAAAAUGUACUGCGACUGCUGACACUGACAUCGAACCGCCGCUCAUUCGAAAACUGACAAAAUAUGAAAUUGCAUCAAAUAUCUUUCUCUUUAUGGUUGCUGGCUAUGAAACAGGAAGCACAGCACUUGCUUAUAUGUCUUAUGUGCUUGCGACUCAUCCAAAUGAACAACUCAAAUUGCAAAAUCAUAUCGAUGCUUAUUUCGAUUCGAAUAACGAACAUAGCAUAUCAAACUAUCAAGUUAUCUCAGAAAUGAAGUAUUUAGAUAUGUUCAUUCGAGAAACUCUUCGUAUGUAUCCAAUCUCACCAAGUAUAAUUAAUCGGCAGAAUACCGAGGAAUUUCACAUUGACAAUGUCGGCACUAUUCCUGUUGGUACUAUUAUCACUGCUAAUAUUUAUAGUUUGCACUUUAAUCCUGAUCUUUGGGGUCCAGUAGGUCCUCACACAUUCUAUCCGGAACGAUUUGCUACCAAGCGACAUCCACUCGCAUGGAUUCCAUUCGGUGCUGGACCGCGAAACUGUGUUGGAAUGCGAUUUGCAUUGAUGGAAAUGAAAAUAGUGCUCAUUCGACUUCUUAGAAUCUAUUCAAUUAUCGACUGUGGCCAACAGACUCAUCAGCCAUUCAAAGAACUUGAAGAAUUUAUGGUUAUUUCGCCUAAAAAAGCUCUGGUCCGUUUACAACUUCGAGNGGAAUCGACUUUAAAAAAACUGGUCGGACAAAAGUUUGCUCUCGCUAAGACCUUUAAAACAAAAAAAAACAUUGCUUUAUAG